UCUCCAAACUUGGACAUGGGAGGAGGAUGGAGUCGAUCUCUCGAUGACGUAGCAGACAUCCUCUUUUAGUUUCUCUUUAUAUUAAAGUCGGUGGAGUCAAAGAAUAGGCUGUUAAACCCCCCCCCUUGUUUCGUCAGGCGGUGACGUUUGUUGGCUGUAACGCCAACUUUCACCACACGAGGACGCCAAAAGCCAAACUUAAAAAGAAGAACGACUGGGACGUGGAGGACGAGAAAGAAUCGUGUGCUGAUAUCGUCUCAAAAUGUACCUGCGGAAAAGAGAAUUGUUGUUAACGUCACUCUUUACAAGUUGUGUUCAAAGAUUGCUACGUUCUUCAACAAAGCCAAGCACGCGAACUAACAUCAAGCCAGCGUAUUACAUACAUAUAUUUCUAAAUCCUAACUUUACUCGAAACACCAUACGUGCGGUUCUUUGAGUAUGAUGGAUUUCAGGACAGCAAAAUAAAGUUGAAAUCUGAAAAAUGUCAUCAAAAACAAAUGGUUGGUCUGUUCAAAUAACUUCCAGGUUCCGUUGUUUUUUUUCCCAGCGCAAGCGAACGCGCCACAAAAAUCACGUUUCUCAAUGGUCAUACGGAUGGUAGCUUUGACCAAUGACCGUGCGCCAAACGCCGAGUUUGACCAAUAGGACGUCGCGUACUGGCCUGUCGAUCGUCUACUACUUCCGUGUCCACCACACGCGAGACACUUAAAACGUAUUACAGAACACAAAAACAAAAGACUUUUCAGUCUAAAUUGGCGGAAUAGGAGGACGCCGUCGCGAUGGGUUUGCUGACUAUCCUGAAGAAGAUGAAGCAGAAAGAGCGGGAGAUGAGACUCCUGAUUCUAGGUCUGGACAACGCCGGGAAGACGACCGUCGUGAAGAGGCUGAAUGGCGAGGACAUCAGCACCAUCCCCCCGACCCUGGGCUUCAGGAUCAUCACCUUGGAGCACAGAGACUACAAGUUGAAUAUUUGGGACGUGGGCGGCCAGAAGUCGCUCCGCUCCUACUGGAGGAACUACUUUGAGCGCACAGACGGUCUGGUGUGGGUGGUGGAUAGCGCAGACAGACAACGCAUGGAGGACUGCAGACAGGAGCUGCAUAAGCUGCUGCUGGAGGAGAGGUUACUCGGUGCCACAUUGUUGGUGUUUGCGAACAAGCAAGACUUACCUGGUGCCUUGUCGAAAGAAGCGAUACAAGCGACACUGGCCUUGGAUGACAUUAAGAACCACCACUGGUGUAUAAUCGGAUGCAGCGCAGUGACAGGACAGAACCUUCUGGUGGGAGUGGACUGGCUGGUGGACGAUAUUGCUGCAAGGCUCUUUAAUGCGGACUGACAACGUGUUUGCCUUGUGUUGCAUCUGGUUUAGAAAUGUAAAGCGCAUUUCAGCUUACUGCAAAAGAAAUUGUUUUUUUGGAAAGUCGCCCACAUGGCAGACAAGGACUUUUUGAAAUAGAAAAUUACAUCUGCUGAUUCUGACUUUACUCAAAGCAAAUUUCUCCUCAUUUGUUCUAGUUUUUUUUUUUAGGCUGGCAUCCUUGGUUAGGUGGUAUCCACUAAAAUGUUACCAAGUGAAAUACAUCAUUUUCACACUCACAUUUGUUAUAAUCUGCUCGAACAAACAAAGUUGGGUGAGAGUACUCAAGACAAACCAGAAGACAAUUUCAAGGAAUUUAUUGAAAGACUGUGUAUGGCAAAAAAAACAACACUUUCAAAUCAUGAAGAUGUCGGUCAAUCUGCAAAGAAAAAUGUUUUAAACUCGUCAGCGCCAAAAGAAAACGAUGGCGACAGUUCAAUGUUUCCGUGAAGAUCAGAGAGGACCAAUCAGUCAUAACAUUUCAGUCUGGGGCGGUAACAUGGGCUCAUCAUUUCUGCUCGGAAAU
Molecule: messenger RNA, 1881 nt
Organism: Phycodurus eques (leafy seadragon)
Lineage: Eukaryota; Metazoa; Chordata; Actinopteri; Syngnathiformes; Syngnathidae
Gene: arl2
Product: ADP-ribosylation factor-like 2
Exons: 5
Coding region: 780-1334 (184 amino acids)
Biological process (GO): protein folding
Cellular component (GO): cytoplasm; microtubule cytoskeleton
Molecular function (GO): GTPase activity; GTP binding
Source: RefSeq, a predicted model, not a curated record